Chlorocebus sabaeus (green monkey) is the source of this 2063-nucleotide messenger RNA. The record is from RefSeq and is a predicted model, not a curated record. NCBI's taxonomy places the organism in Eukaryota, Metazoa, Chordata, Mammalia, Primates, Cercopithecidae.
GGGCGGGGCCGGGGCCGGGUCUCCUUAGGGCCCGUCCCAGCGAGGGGGCGGGGCGCAGAUCUGUUUGCCUCAGACACCUUCCGCCCUGGGCCGCCAAGGGAGCGCAAGGUCACGUUAGCCUUAGGCUCCGCCUCCAGCUCGGGUACUAGGCGGUCUAGACCCGAGGCUACCCGGCCCGGAGGCAGGCUUGAGUACCGAGACCAAACGUUGUUCCCUCCCGGACCUCGGGCGCCGGGCCGCGCGCUGACCGACAGCCCCCGCUAGGCCCAGCAGGUCCCCUAGUCCCCCGCAGUGUCCCGCAGUCCCCCGAGACUCGCCGAGCGCCGUUGCUGAGCCCUGCGAAUAGCAGCUACCUGCUUCAGCCUAGAUCCUGCCAUGAAGUGGGCUGCCGCUCCCUGGCUCCCACUCUGAUCCACUUUUCACUCUUACCUUGUCUCCCAAUGAAUAAGCAGGGUGGCCACUGCAACGGGUGUGGAUGUGCCGGACAAGAUGAAGAGCCGAAUCCCUGUGGUUCUCCUGGCCUGUGGCUCCUUUAACCCCAUCACCAACAUGCACCUGCGCUUGUUUGAGGUGGCCAGAGAUCACCUACACCAAACAGGAAUGUACCAGGUCAUCCAGGGUAUCAUCUCUCCUGUCAACGACAACUAUGGGAAGAAAGACCUCGCAGCUUCUCAUCACCGAGUGGCAAUGGCCCGGCUGGCCCUGCAGACAUCCGACUGGAUCCGGGUGGACCCCUGGGAGAGUGAGCAGACACAGUGGAUGGAGACAGUGAAGGUGCUGAGGCAUCAUCACAGCGAACUGCUCAGAUCUCCACCCCAGAUGGAAGGCCCAGACCAUGGCAAAACACUCUCCCCAACCCCUGCAGCUGUGCCUGAGCUGAAGCUUCUCUGCGGGGCAGACGUCUUGAAGACCUUCCAGACCCCCAACCUCUGGAAGGAUGCGCACAUCCAGGAAAUAGUGGAGAAGUUUGGCUUGGUGUGUGUGGGCCGGGCAGGUCACGACCCAAAAGGGUACAUCUCAGAAUCUCCCAUCCUACGGAUGCACCAGCACAACAUUCACCUGGCCAAGGAGCCCGUGCAGAAUGAGAUCAGUGCCACGUACAUCAGGCGAGCUUUGGACCAAGGGCAGAGUGUAAAGUACCUGAUCCCCGAUGCUGUCAUCACCUACAUCAAGGACCAUGGCCUCUACACCAAGGACAGUGCCUGGAAAGGCAAAAGCACCCAGAGCGCUGAGGGCAAGACAAGCUAGGGAGGGGGGACUCGACCCACACCCCCUCCAGCAAGCUCCUGCUGAGGAUAGGGCUGUUAAGGUUUCUGUUUUACUUUGGUUUUUGCUUCUCCAUUUUUCAUUUGCUUUAUUUCUACAAUGUUUCUACUUCCAAGGAGUCUUCUGUCCCAGAAAGAGACACCUUCUUUGCAGGAGAGGAAAGGUCUAAAUCACAAGGAUAGACAUUUAUCAAAGAAGUUAAAAUGGUGUGGCAGGCCAUUAGGAUUAGGCAGAAUCUCUCAGAGCUGCUGGACAAGGAGGCCUACUUAUUUUGUGUGGAUGGUAAUUAUGGCGUGCACACUGCAGUUCUGAGCGUGGCAGGGGCCCCUGAGGGUCAGAUCAGAAUUGCCCACAGUGCGUUUUUUAACUAGGACCAGGUGCAGCAUGCUAGUCUUGAUUGGAAAGAUUUGACAGGAUGCUAAUUACUGAACAGUGGGUUUUUGUCAACGCCCUGGUUUCAGAAUAUGAACUGAGGAGUCAAACAGUUGGAAACCACACAUUGCUGAUUUACAUUGGAUCUCGCCUUACAAACCAUUGUCUGCCUGCCUCACCAGCCUUUCAUAAAAUUUAAACAAAACUCUUUCUACGUAGUGAUCCUCAAGCAGUAUUUUUGAUAUAGCAAGUGUCAAACUUGCUAUAGUAUAAAAGCCGGGGCUCCUGGUUUCCAGGUUUCUAAAAAGGAACUGAGGUAAAACAGAUGCCUGACUGUUUUAAAGGAUCUUUUUUUAAUGUUUUAUGACUGCCUGUCUGUUUCAAUACUGGCAAAGGGAUAAAUAAUAAAUUGACAUCAAAAAGUA